AUGGAGCAAAGAAGGGUAAAGAGGUUUGUACAGGGACUCAAUGUAGAAAUACAGGAGGCCUUGGCGGCGGCCCAAAUUAACACUUUUACUGAGGUUUUGGAGAAGGUUCAGAGAAUAGAAAUUGCCAGGGUACAAGUAAGGACUUUCCAUGUAAAACGGAGAGGGGCAUCUGGUGGAAAUCAAGGGCCGGCACAUAGUGAUCGGAACAUGCCACCCCCUAAAGCCGGCCGUGGAGUUAGAGGUGGAAGGUUUACGGGUACAUCCAGGGAAGCCCAAAGUGGAAGGGGACAAGAGAGAGGUGUCCCACAGGGAGGCCAGACCUCCGCCCCCCGAGUAUCGUGUGGGUAUUGUGGGAAAUUGAACCAUACAGAGGAUAAUUGCUGGAGAAAAGCUCAAAAAUAUUUAAGGUGUGGAAGUACUAAGCACCAGAUUGCCAAUUGCCCACUAAUCAGUGAUGCUCAGUCGGCUGGCAUAUCGAACCCUAAACCAACCAAUGUAGGAGGGACUAGGUCAAGGGUGCCAGCCAGGGUAUACCCUUUGGACCAGCAAUCGGUACCUGAACUAUUGGAGGUAGUGGAAGGUACGAUUCCUGUUUUCCAUCAUCUAGCCAAAAUUUUGAUAGACCCUGGUGCAACCCAUUCUUUUGUUAGCGCCGCAUUUAUGUUUGGAAUUGAUGUGAAAGCCGAAAGGUUACCAUAUGACCUAGAAGUGAAGACACCUACGGGUAUGGAUUGGCUAGUUCAUUAUCAUGUUCGGGUAGAUUGUCAUAUGAAAGUGGUCGAGUUUUGCUUACCGGGUGAGGCAACUCUUAAACUAGACGUGUGGGGUAUUCUAGCCUCAUCUGCCCUCAUUUCGAGAAUAAAGAUUAGGAAAUUGCUUAGUCAUGGGGCACGGGGCUAUCUAGCUUUUCUAGUAAACACCCCAAGAGAAAAGAUUAAACUAGAAGAUUUGCCGGUGAUAAAUGAGUAUCCAGAUGUGUUCCCGGAGGAAUUGGUGUCAUUGCCACUCGAAAGAUUGAUUGAAUUUAAAGUUGAUCUCGCACCUGGAACUACUCCCAUUUCGAAAACCUCUUAUCGGAUGGCGCCCGCUGAAUUUAAGAAGUUAAGAUUUCAAAUGCAAGACUUGCUAGAACGGGAAUUCAUACAUGAGAGCGAGUCGCUCCAGUGUUAUUUGUUAAAAAGAAGGACGGGAGUUUAA
This is a messenger RNA of Coffea arabica (coffee), 1197 nucleotides long. RefSeq lists its product as uncharacterized. Gene Ontology annotation, molecular function: nucleic acid binding; zinc ion binding. The record is from RefSeq and is a predicted model, not a curated record. NCBI's taxonomy places the organism in Eukaryota, Viridiplantae, Streptophyta, Magnoliopsida, Gentianales, Rubiaceae.